CGUUCCGUUUCCGUGUGUCAGCAGGUAGAGGAAAGCGGGUUACACGGCACGCCCCGGCCCCUGACCGUUACAUCGGCUGCGGUGACUGUAUGGAAGUUCAUUACACCCUCCAGCUAGAAAAACAUCUGCUGGCUCUGCUGAUGUUUCCUGUGCGACUGCGGGGGGAGGAUCCGGCGAGGAUGUGACCGUUCUCUCCUACACACAGUUCACAUGGAACCUUCAGUCGCCUCUUUACUCCAUACGACUAUCCAGGUGCCGGGGUCCCCCCUGAAGAAGCCUCGGCGGUCGUAGAGUUAACUACUAAAAGAUCAGCGUGACAGCGGAGUCUUCAUUGGUCUCAAACUGUGGCCUACCAGAUGUUGCAAAACUUCAACUCCCAGCAUGUCCAGACGCAGCAUGUCCAGACGCAGCAUGUCCAGACGCAGCAUGUCCAGACGCAGCAUGUCCAGACAGCCAACAGUUUUGCCACAUUUGGUGGUCCACAGCCUUCUGGCGUUCCAAGGAAAUAACUUCCACAUUCAGCCGUGAAGGAUUCGACUCCAGGGCUUAAAGAAAUCUCUCUUUUCUGCUGAAGAAUCUCGGACGGUUAUAGAAACUAAGUCGGAAGAUUGAAGUCACAUGAUCUUUCACUGUACGGAAUGCAUUAUUUUUCUUCCAUAGAGACGUGAUAUGGAAUAAGGUGUUUUUUUUGUUAGUUUUUUUGGAUUUUUGUUUUUUGGCUUACUAUGGAACAGCUCUUGCACCAUGUUUGAUCUACCUCCUAAGGCUCGGAAAUAUCAUCUGAGAUACUUACCAAGUUCAUCCAUAGUCAUUCUUGGCCCGUCGCUUCCCAUUGAUGGGUAAGAUACAGAACAGACACGGUUAUGUUAUGUUGUGAUCCAAAUGUUUUGAAGCUUCUUGGAAUCGGAGAGAACUAUUCUUCUUCCUAUGAUGCUCUGUAUUCGUUGGCAUUACCGAUUCACCCACCAGAAGAGGACAGUAUGGAUCCCGCCUCUGCUCUGUGCGGCGGCCAUCUUGAUCUAUUUCUUCUAUUUCUGUCCAGACUACUCAAACCCGUUGGAUCCUGUCGAUUUGUUUGACAAGAACGUAUGCUCGUGUGGACUGUGCAAGCCAAAGCCCCUCAGCUCUCCGUGGUUUGAGCAGCAUUUCAAUGGAUCCGUUGAGCCUCUAUUAGUAAGAAAGGAUCAGGUCAUACCCGACCAUGUAUUAAAAUGGUGGCUGAAACUUCAAGGGUUAAACAACGCAAGUCAACUCCCAUGGGUACUAGAGCAACUGUUCAAAGUCAUUCCAAGCAGGAACCCUUAUGAGGAACAGUAUAACCGGCCAUGCCGGAGCUGCGCCGUGGUGGGGAAUUCUGGCAAUCUCAAAGGUGCUCGUCAUGGAGCAAAAAUUAAUUCACAUAAUUUCAUUAUCAGAAUGAAUGGCGCUCGCACCUCCGGCUUUGAGGACGACGUUGGCUCCAGGACAACCCACCAUUUUAUGUACCCAGAGAGUGCCAUGCAUCUCCCACCCGGAGUUCACUUGGUCCUGGUCCCUUUUAAACUCCAAGACAUAAAGUGGAUUACAAGCGCCCUCUCUACGGGAGAGAUAAAGUUUACAUACACAAGAGUGAAGCAGUUCAUUCAUGUGGAUAAAGAUAAGGUAUUAAUAUUCAACCCGGCAUUUUUUAAAUACAUCCACGAUAACUGGACCAAUCACCACGGGAAGUAUCCGUCUACUGGAAUGCUGGCGCUCUUUUUUGCCUUACAUGUAUGUGAUGAGAUAUCAGUAUUUGGUUUUGGUGCCGACCAGAAAGGGAAUUGGCACCACUACUGGGAAAACAACAGAUUCGCCGGAGCCUUUAAAUUUACUGGUGUCCACAAUGCGGAGUUCGAGUCAAAACUCAUCGCUGCGUUGGCUCAGGAAGGAAGAUUGAAAUUCUACAGAUAACGCACAUGAAAUGAUAAAAAAUAUCAUGUUUUCUACUUUGAUAAUAUAAAGAAAAAAUUUAUAUGAAAUAAAAAAUUUUUUUUUUUGAAGAUUUGAUUUAUUGGGGUCUCAGAGCUGAGACCUUCACUGAUUAUUACAAUGAGCAGGGAGAAGCGCACAGCAGCGCCUUUCACUCCCCGAUUAUCAGUGAUCUCAGAUCUGGGGAGUGAAGGGCGCUACUGUGCGUUUCUCCCUGCUCAUUGUAAUAAUCAGUGAAGGUCUGUGGUAAUUUUCCAAAACCGCAGCAUGUUGAGGCAAUGGCGUUCGUUUUGUUUUUUCGGCAAAAAUCUUGGCAUUCCUCCCCCCCAUAGAAGUCUAGUCUAUGGGAGACAAAAAUAAAUUCCAUAA
Messenger RNA from Hyla sarda, 2316 nucleotides. RefSeq names its product CMP-N-acetylneuraminate-beta-galactosamide-alpha-2,3-sialyltransferase 2-like. The coding region runs from base 928 to 1929 and encodes 333 amino acids. Gene Ontology annotation, molecular function: beta-galactoside (CMP) alpha-2,3-sialyltransferase activity. The record is from RefSeq and is a predicted model, not a curated record. NCBI's taxonomy places the organism in Eukaryota, Metazoa, Chordata, Amphibia, Anura, Hylidae. The transcript has 9 exons.